CCCCUUUAUAAUCCAACGGUUUACAUAAAACCUUCAGGUCUAUUUAACUCACUCUGCAAUUGUUGUCCAUCACAAAACCCUACUUGAAUUGGGGGCUUAGGGUUUAAGACCGACAGAGAAAGGAAAGAAGAAGAGAACGAACAAAGGUCGUUAACAACAUGGCUUUCCUCAGUAAGGUUGGAAAAAUAUUUAGUCAGAGUUCUGCAUCAGGGAUCCGUUCACAUUUCCAGCCUUCCAAUCUGUCUGUCUUUCAAACUCUUAGAUUCAUGUCGAGUUCGAAAGUUUUUGUUGGAGGCCUUUCAUACGGUACUGAUGACCAAAGGCUGACAGAAGCGUUCACCAAGUAUGGGGAAGUAGUUGAAGCGAGAGUGAUAAUGGAUCGUGACACUGGUAGAUCCAGAGGUUUUGGGUUUGUCACUUUCGGUGCCAGUGAAGACGCUUCUAGUGCUAUUCAAGCUUUGGAUGGACAGGAUCUCGAUGGUCGCCGCAUUAGAUGCAGCUAUGCAACUGACAGGGCUAGUGGAGGAGGAGGCGGCGGUGGUGGUUAUGGUGGCGGCGGCGGCUAUGGCGGAGGCGGCUAUGGUGGCGGCCGCGGAGGUUAUGGUGGUGGCGGUUAUGGCGGCGGUGGCUAUGGCGGUGGUGGUGGCGGCGAUGACUUUGCUGACAGGACUUGAAGGAACUUAUCUAAUGUUUCAACAAAUGGCUUUUAUAAGUGUAAUGUCUAUGCUUCCUUGUACCGCCGGUUUAUAUCUUUAGACAUAAACUUUUCAAUUUUGAAGAUAAUUCGUUCCGAUUCAGAAUUGUUAGAGUGCCCUUUGCGUAGGAUUUGAGAAUUGAAUGAACUACCCCUUCCUUUAUUCUUGAAGAAAUCAUAAACGUUUCUCUUGCGUAAAUGAUUUCUACUCCAA
Cucumis sativus (cucumber) is the source of this 908-nucleotide messenger RNA. RefSeq names its product glycine-rich RNA-binding protein 3, mitochondrial. Gene Ontology annotation, molecular function: RNA binding. The record is from RefSeq and is a predicted model, not a curated record. The transcript is spliced from 5 exons. Bases 159 to 674 code for a protein of 171 amino acids. NCBI's taxonomy places the organism in Eukaryota, Viridiplantae, Streptophyta, Magnoliopsida, Cucurbitales, Cucurbitaceae.